AAAAAAACAGAGAAGCCUCGGCCUUCAAAUUGAUUUCUCCGCUCCUAUAAAUAGAGAGGAACCCCUCUCCUCUCUUCCUUCAUAUCCUCUGUCAACGUUGAACUCACCAAACAGAACUUCUAAACAGAAAGAAUCUCUUCCAAUGGCCACCAAAGUCUACAUUGUUUACUACUCAAUGUACGGACAUGUUGCAAAACUAGCAGAACAAAUACAGAAAGGAGCUGCAUCUGUGGAAGGAGUUGAGGCAAAACUGUGGCAGGUGCCAGAAACACUUCCUGAGGAGGUUCUAGGAAAGUUGGGUGCACCACCGAAGAGUGAUGUGCCGAUCAUCGCACCACAUGAGCUUGAUGAGGCAGAUGGGCUAAUUUUUGGAUUCCCCACUAGGUUUGGAAUGAUGUGUGCCCAAUUCAAGGCGUUUUUCGAUUCAACUGGCGGCCUUUGGAGAACCCAAAAGCUUGCUGGGAAGCCUGCCGGCAUUUUCUUCAGCACGGGUUCUCAAGGAGGCGGUCAAGAGACUACCGCAUUAACAGCCAUUACUCAGCUCGUUCAUCAUGGAAUGAUCUUUGUGCCAAUUGGCUACACAUUUGGAGCCGGAAUGUUUGAGAUGGAGAAAGUGAAAGGUGGUAGUCCAUACGGUGCCGGAACAUAUGCAGGGGAUGGCACUAGACAGCCUUCGGAGCUCGAACUCGAACAAGCAUUCCACCAAGGAAAAUACAUGGCUGGCAUCGCUAAAAAAUUCACGGGAUCUGCUUAACUUCUCACUACCAGUCACCAUACAGUUCCAUACUUCUUGGCAUUCGAUAAUCGCAAUUUCCUUUUUUUUUUUUGUUCAGAAUUUUCCUUUUGCAGUCGUGUCAAUUUAAUAAGUGCCUUAGUUUACCUAAGAGUGCAUUGUUCUUCAAUUAAUACAGUAGUCUAUUAUUUUUUUUGUAAGUUCUCUGUGUAUCAGAGUAUGCAUAGUAGAAAUGUGAUCGAUCCCUUUAUUGUUUCUA
Molecule: messenger RNA, 992 nt
Organism: Rhododendron vialii
Lineage: Eukaryota; Viridiplantae; Streptophyta; Magnoliopsida; Ericales; Ericaceae
Product: NAD(P)H dehydrogenase (quinone) FQR1-like
Exons: 4
Coding region: 143-754 (203 amino acids)
Molecular function (GO): FMN binding; NAD(P)H dehydrogenase (quinone) activity
Source: RefSeq, a predicted model, not a curated record